AUGGAAAAGUAUGAGAAAUUAGCUAAGAUUGGAGAGGGGUCUUAUGGGGUUGUAUUCAAAUGCAGAAACAAAACCUCUGGACAAGUGGUAACUAUUAAAAAAUUUGUGGAAUCCGAAGAUGAUCCUGUGGUUAAGAAAAUAGCUCUAAGAGAAAUAUGCAUGUUGAAGCAAUUAAAACACCCAAAUCUUGUGAACCUCACUGAGGUGUUCAGGAGAAAAAGGAAAAUGCAUUUAGUUUUUGAAUACUGUGAUCAUAUACUUUUAAAUGAGCUGGAAAGAAACCCAAACGGAGUUGCUGAUGGAGUGAUCAAAAGUGUGUUAAGGCAAACACUUCAAUAUCUUAACUUCUGUCAUAGACAUAAUUGUAUUCACAGAGAUGUAAAACCUGAAAAUAUUCUAAUAACUAAGCAAGGAAUAAUCAAGAUCUGUGACUUUGGGUUUGCAUGAAUUCUGAUUCCAGGAGAUGCCUACACUGAUUAUGUCGCUACAAGAUUGUACCGAGCUCCUGAACUUCUUGUGGGAGAUACCCACUAUGGUUCUUCAGUCGACGUAUGGGCUACCGGUUGCAUUUUUGCAGAGCUCCUGACAGGCCAGCCACUCUGGCCUGGAAAAUCAGAUGUGGACAAACUGUAUCUGAUAAUCAGAACACUGGGUAUAAGUUGCAUUUUAUGGCUUACAGAAAAACUAAUCCCAAGACAUCAAUCUAUCUUUAAAAGUAACCAGUUUUUCCAUGGCAUCAGUAUUCCUGAACCAGAAGAUAUGAUAAAUUGCUCGAUUCUGGAAACUCUUGAAGAAAAGUUCUCAGAUGUUCAUCCUGUGGCUUUGAAUUUCGUGAAGGAGUGUCUGAGGAUGAAUCCCGAAGACAGGUUAACUUGUGCCCAACUCCUGGAGAGCCCCUACUUUGAUUCUUUUCAAGAGGACCAACUAAAAAGAAAAGCAUGUAAUGAAGGAAGAAACAGAAGAUGUCAGCAGAAUCAACUGUUGCGUCUCAUACCAGGAAGCCACAUCCCCACACCUGAUGGAAGAAAACAAGUCUUCCAGUUAAAAUUCGAUCAUCUUCCAAACAUUUAG
Messenger RNA from Mesoplodon densirostris (Blainville's beaked whale), 1071 nucleotides. It is a transcript of the gene CDKL4, whose product is annotated as cyclin dependent kinase like 4. The record is from RefSeq and is a predicted model, not a curated record. Gene Ontology annotation, molecular function: cyclin-dependent protein serine/threonine kinase activity; ATP binding. Gene Ontology annotation, biological process: protein phosphorylation. Gene Ontology annotation, cellular component: nucleus. NCBI's taxonomy places the organism in Eukaryota, Metazoa, Chordata, Mammalia, Artiodactyla, Ziphiidae.